GCAAAUAUUGGCCCGGGAAAUAAAAUCAAAUGGGCCGACCCAGGCGGUGAUAUCUUGUCUGCUCUUGUACGGUUACUCCGUCACUCCUUGUUGACUCUGGACAAUAAAACAUAGUAAAUCUCACCCGCCGGUCCGACCAACCGCCGAUGGAGAACUCCGACGUGUUCGGUUCUUCCACGGCGCCACUGACGUGGCACGACUUCCUCGAGCGGAUGCGCCACCCUUCAGCGGCCGACUUUGUCAAAGCCAUCAAAAGUUUCAUAGUGUCCUUUUUGAACAAUGCUCCGGAUGCCGAGAAGGACAGUGCAGCCGUGCAGGAAUUCCUGGGAAAUAUGGAAAUGGCUUUCAGGGCCCACUCCCUUUGGGCGGGAUCUACAGAGGAGGAGUUGGAGAGUGCAGGUGAAGGACUGGAGAAAUAUGUUAUGACAAAAUUGUUUACUCGUGUAUUUGCUUCAAUUCCUGAAGAUGUCAAAGUGGAUGAGCAGCUUCAUGAAAAAAUGGCUUUGAUUCAGCAAUUUAUUAAGCCUGAGAAUUUGGAUAUCAAGCCAACAUAUCAAAAUGAAGCUUCAUGGUUGUUUGCUCAAAAGGAGCUUCAGAAGAUUAACAUGUUCAAGGCACCUAGAGACAAGCUAGUGUGCAUCCUAAAUUGUUGCAAAGUCAUCAAUAACCUGUUGCUAAAUGCGUCCAUUGCUUCCAAUGAAGAUCAUCCAGGAGCAGAUGAAUUUCUCCCUGUCCUAAUUUAUGUCACCAUAAAGGCAAAUCCUCCCCAACUGCACUCAAAUCUGUCAUAUAUCCAACGAUUUAGACGACAAACUCGCCUAGUAGCCGAGUCAGCCUACUUCUUCACGAAUAUGCUCUCGGUGGAGUCUUUCAUUACCAAUAUAGACGCAAAAGCCCUCUCGAUGGACGAUGAGGAAUUUGAAAAGAACAUGGAAUCCGCAAAAGCCCUUCUUGCCGGCCUCUCUGAGAACUCAGACUACGUGGAUGCUCAAACAAAUCAAAAUACCAAACAAACUCCAAACAAACAAACCGUGGAUUCAAAAUCCAAAAUUCAAGAAGCCACCAGUCCAUCUCGUGAAAUUAAAUCUGGGACUGAGGAAUUACUUGAGAAAGACAGUCAAGUGUUGGAUAAAAUUCCAUCGGUGUCUGAUUUAGAAAACAAGGGUGCAGCAGAUCUCUUGAAGGAAGACGAUCUGAACCGUCUUUUUCGGGAUUUCCCUUAUUUGUACUCCGAAGCCGGUGACCUGGCGGUUGGCGAUGUGGAAGAUUUGCUGAGUCAUUAUAAGCAGCUCGUGUUGAAAUACGUUUGCCUUGCUAAAGGUUUGGGAGAGAAAAAUCCAUCUCCUUUGUCCUCUGGUGGCGAAAACCAGAACUUAGAGCAGUCGAAAGUCGAAGAUGAUUCGGAAACGAGAAAAGAAGAUAGUCCAGAUAAUGAUUUGCAGAAGGAACUUUCUGCGGUUGUGGGCCAAUCAGAUGAAGGGUUGGGUUUUGUGCCGGAAAAUAACGAGUCGAGUGUGGUUGAAGAAGGAACUGCUCAAACCCCGGUAGAAGAAGGUGGCGGAAAGUCUUAAUUUUUAUCAUAUUCCGAUAUGGAAGAGGUACACUUCUAUCUGUAAUUUGAUUUUCCUUCACACUUCUUGAAAAAAAAGAAGUAGAAUGUUUGAUUUUUGUCCAUAAGGUUGAGGUUCCUUUGAAGGGCAUGAAGGUGCCAGCCAAUUAUGUAUCAGUAUCAAGUUUUACAUCAGUAUGUGGAAUGAGGUUACAUUUACAAGAUGGUGCUGGAUAAAUUCUUCAGUUUUUGUUCAUCAGGCAUUCAUUUGCCCCCUGAACUGAGUAUACGAGAGACCAGAAAAUAAUAAUUUUGUAGCUUAUAGUUGGGAGUGUUAUUCGAUCACAGCUCAUGUGCAAGCUCGUGCUCGUUUAAUAAUCGAACUAGUCUAACUCGUUUAGGCUCGGUUCAACUCGUUCA
Molecule: messenger RNA, 1969 nt
Organism: Striga asiatica
Lineage: Eukaryota; Viridiplantae; Streptophyta; Magnoliopsida; Lamiales; Orobanchaceae
Source: the annotation of a GenBank genome assembly